AUGCAAUGGCUCUGGGUUAACUGGAACCUUAUGGGGCGUGGGUUUCACAAAACGCGACACUUUCCUGACUGCCUUCCCAAAUUGUUCAGGAGCAACCUAACCCUCGACAAACGACUAGGAAACAUCACUGUUGUUUGGGGAGAAAUAGGAAGAUUUCAUUCUUGUUGCGGCUGGUAUGAGUGCCUCCUGGCGAGCUCGUGGGAAGAUGUCACAAUUGAGAAAGGGGAUAGGAGCAGGGUACCUUAUGAGUCCUUAUAUUCAACUUUCAUUUGCACAGUUGCUGAAGCCGAGAUUUAUUUGGAGAUGGCCCUGCGUGGUCAUUACCCGGGUAGGCUCUAUCACCGGGAGAUCAAUCUUGUAGAGGCUCUUCCCCCUCAUGUGUCUGAAAGGCGCAUGCGAGAGUUUGCUGGAUUGAUCUUGGUGGAAAGGGGAAAUGUUGGUUCUAGCGGUCCUGCAACGCCUUCCCAACCAACCGUUGGGGUUGUUUCCCUGGUUCGUUCGUCGGUUCCUGCUCCUUUUGCUUUUCCUGUGGGGGUACAAGCAGGAAAAUGUAGUGCUCCUAUUCAGAAAAGGCGAAGUUUACGCAUGGUGCCAUCGUCAGAUGAGGAGACAGAAUCCGAUGAUGCGGGUCUUCGUCCUCGUAAAUCACAUAGGACUGUAUCUGUGGCCAGCCUUCUUGGUGGUAUCGAGGGUAUUCUUGGUGAUCGAUUUUUUGUGCCUAAGAAGAAAUAG
Lactuca saligna is the source of this 732-nucleotide messenger RNA. The record is from the annotation of a GenBank genome assembly. Lineage: Eukaryota; Viridiplantae; Streptophyta; Magnoliopsida; Asterales; Asteraceae.